This is a messenger RNA of Cyphomyrmex costatus, 2155 nucleotides long. RefSeq names its product Glucose transporter 4 enhancer factor (gene Glut4EF). The record is from RefSeq and is a predicted model, not a curated record. The transcript has 8 exons. Gene Ontology annotation, cellular component: nucleus. Gene Ontology annotation, molecular function: RNA polymerase II cis-regulatory region sequence-specific DNA binding; DNA-binding transcription factor activity. Lineage: Eukaryota; Metazoa; Arthropoda; Insecta; Hymenoptera; Formicidae. Gene Ontology annotation, biological process: regulation of transcription by RNA polymerase II. The coding region runs from base 443 to 2155 and encodes 570 amino acids.
UCUUGAACUUUUACGUUACACACGUGUAGAUCAGCCGGUGUGCGCGGCGUGACUCUGUUGGGGAACGUUCGCUGUGCGAACGCUUUUCACGCUAAUUCCACGAGCGUCUCUUAUCGCGUAACCCAGUCGAAUCCCGAGGGGUGACACACGCGUCGCGGGACAGUGGACGGAGAGUGUCGCCGAGUGGACAGGAGCACGUCAAGGACAGAAGUGUCGUCGAUCGCGUGAAUGUUUCGCGUCGCGUCGCGCGUUCAACGAAUGCCACGCACAACGGGACUCCGCGCUCGAAAACGAUCGACGAGAACGAUCGAAUGAUCCUCCGCUACGCCGAAGAAGAAGAAGAAGAAGAAGAAGAAGAAAGAAGAAAGCGAGAGACGAGAAUCUUUCUGAUUUGCGCGAAACCAAAGUGAUAUCGCGUCGCGCCUGGUAGAAGCUGCGAAUAAUGUCGACGGGCAAGAGGCUGGCAAAGCGCAGCAUAAUCGGCACCAGGGUGUGCGCUCCCGGUCAGGACGGCAAGUACUACUGCGGCGCCAUUUGCGCCGUGAAGACGCCGCAGACCGCCGAGUCACCGGGCCAGAAGAGCGUCACCGCCAAGACUCUGUACUCCGUACGCUUCGACAUCACGGGCGGCAGUCCGCCGAGUCCGAAGGAAUACACGGAUCGCGAUCUGAUCGGACCGGGCUUCGGUUCCGUCACCGCCGCGCGGCUGGUACCCGGUCAGAAGGUUUAUCUAACGUACAACGGUAGGGAGAUUCACGCGGAGGUCACGGAGCAUCGCCAGCAUCUCGACGAAGUCGACGUGGUCAUUGCCCCGAACGGGCAAGAGGGUACAAUGAGCCUAACCAAACGUAUAGACGAAAUCAGGUUGCUCGAAUCACGUAAGAGUGCACGACUUGCCGAUCAGGACACGGAUUUCGCCAGGCUUGCCGAUAUGGCUGGCGAUCGCAAGCGAGCAUCCUCCCACUCUAUCGACGUACCACACGUGAUGGCAUCCAGGAAACGACGGCCAAGCUCGAACAAUGAUUCCGAACGGACGUACAGCGGUUGGGGCGAGAGGGUGGUCUGCGGACGUGAGGGUUGUCGCACCAACGAACGCGGUGAUUGCAUGGACGAAUGCGCUGCCGCCCUGGUCCUUAUGUCGCUCUCGUGCUCACCUCACAGUCCUCACAACCCCCCGCCACUUCACUGCCAAUACAAUUACGGUUCCUGGGGGAGUCGUGGAGGCGGAGGCAGCGGUAUGAUCGCCGGCUCACCGGGAGUCGGCGGUAUGUCAAAUAGCAGUAGCAGCAGCGGGGCUUCAUGGCGAAGCGGCACUCCCAGUCCACCCCUUAGCGAAGAGGGUGUCCCGACGAGAAGUUCUCCGUGUCCGGCGACCUCACAUCCCUCGCACAAUCAGCCACACUACCCCUACAACACGUCCGGUUCGUCGUCAAGCAGCACCCCGGGCUCGACCACGUUGGAUGAGGGAAUAGUGCCCGACUAUAUCGAGGAGCAACACCCACGUAAGAAGAUUCGAGCGAAAGUCAACCAGGACCCGAUCGAGACGGAGCCAGGCGCUUGCGCGACUUUCGAAAGCGAACAGGCGAAUGCGGCAGUGGUCUUCAAGUGCAAUUGGCCGGGUUGCCUGGAAAUCAAGGCGACUGUCGCGCUUAUUGAAGAACAUGUGCGCCAGUCACAUCUGCUUCUGGGCCCAAAGAAAUCCAAGGGAUGUGACAGCGAGGACGAUCACGAGGAGGAAUUCUAUUAUCAGGAAGUCGCUGUGGAUCACAUGAGUUCACCUCCCACGAUGUCUCAUCGGGACAUGGCAAGACCGCCGCACGAGGAUCCAGAGUAUCAAAAGCAGCUUCGUCUUGAGGCGACUCCUAUCGCGAGUAACUUUAUCGAGAACGUAAUGGUCGGUGUCAGAGAACCGAGUAACACGUUUACGAUUUCACAAUCGCCGGGUACGCCCAAUAAACACAUCAAACUGUCCCCACGGCCAUUGCAGGCGUGUCAUCAACAGAACAUGACAGCGUCCACGGGCAAGCCGUCCUCUCCGCGGCGAACUCGCAGCGAUGUUAAGAAAUGUCGCAAGAUCUACGGUAUGGAUUCACGUGACCUCUGGUGCACUCAGUGCAGGUGGAAGAAGGCCUGCACCCGUUUCUGCAGCGAAUAG